Molecule: messenger RNA, 2257 nt
Organism: Vitis riparia (riverbank grape)
Lineage: Eukaryota; Viridiplantae; Streptophyta; Magnoliopsida; Vitales; Vitaceae
Product: IRK-interacting protein
Exons: 2
Coding region: 339-2114 (591 amino acids)
Source: RefSeq, a predicted model, not a curated record
CUCUCUCUCUCUCUCUCUCACACACACACACAGAGCUUCACAUGCCCUCAUUUCAUCAAGCCAUUGAGGACAAAGACAAAGCUUCCUUGGAUUUUUGAUACCUCCAACUCUCUCUCUUGUUUCUCUGGUUCUCCAAGAUCCUUCAUUGGAUAUGAUCUUCAUCUCUGUAAAUCAAAUCCAACCGUUGGAUACCCACUUCUUCAUCUCUUUUGUUCUCUUCUUCCCUCCCAACUUUAUCUGAUUUCCAUAUUCCUCUUCUCUGGUUUUCAUGUUCUCCCCUGUUUUCUCCUCUGUUUUUAUCUCUACUCUGUUUUCUUCCUCUUCUGCUUCUUUAUUUCAUGGCUGCUGCUACUCCUGCUACUCAAGUCUUUCAAGGCCACAACAGCAACGGCGAUCAUGAAGUUAGCAGACAAGAAAUUCAGGCCGCCAUUGCUAAAGCAGUUGAGCUCAGAGCUCUUCAUGCUGCUUUGAUACAAGGCAAUAGCCCAGCCAAUCUCAAGUACCCAACUGCUUCCCCUGUUUCACGCCCUCCUUCUCACUUCUCUGCUCAAGAUUACCCUGUUUUCACUCCUAGUUACGGAGAUGAACCAUUACCUGGGUACCAUCAACUUCAUGUUGAAAAUGAUCGAAAUUUGUCCGAAAGUUGGGAUGUGGAAGGGCUAGGAGGAAAUGAUAAUGAAACCAUCAUGUCGGAUUACAAAAAGGAGAUUUCUUCAAGGAAGGGAUUGCCUUCUGGUUUAGUCAGCUUAGAGCCCCAUGUUUGUCCAAGUGAAGAUCAGAAGUCAGUCACCAGUGCCUGUGCAAACCACAUCACUGUGCUUCAAACAUCGCCUGGAACCGAUUUCUUCAAGUCCAGUAGGAGAAACAGUCUGGGGGAGUUCAAAUCCCUCUCAUCUUGCAACAAAUGCAGACCUGCAAUCAUAAGCACCGAAACCGAAAAUACGGUCAAGAACAGUAAGGGUUCUAGUUUUGUGGUGCCCUUGACUGAUUCCCAUUCCUCAGUUCAAUCACAGCCUAAGAACCGGGGAGUGAGCCUCUCAUGGUUGUUUCCAAGGUUAAAGAAGAAGCACAAGAAUGAGAGUUCCCCAAACCGAACAGAAUCCGAGGAAGUAUCACAAAUUUUCAAAGACUUGGGGAUAAUGUCCAUUGAGACAUUGAAGAAAGAGCUGAUGGAUGCAAAUGAGAGUAGAGAUGCAGCCUUAAUGGAGGUUGCAGAGAUGAAAUCUUCUCUGGGGGAGCUGAAACAGAAGCUGGAGUACUUGGAGACUUACUGUGAAGAGCUCAAGAGAGUUCUGAAGCAAACAGCUCAGGCAAAGGACUUGCAGGCUCCGGAAAAGCUCAGAAGUCUUCCAAAGAGGGGGAAAUCAUCCAUUGAUGGGAAUGGAGAAAACUUCAUUCCAGUCAGUGAGGAAGUAAUGGUGGAGGGCUUCUUGCAGAUAGUAUCAGAAGCAAGAUUAUCAGUAAAACAAUUCUGCAAGAUCCUUAUCAGCCAAAUUGAAGAAUCCGAUAAUACCCUAACAGACAACUUGAAUUCUCUUCUUCAACCAUAUAAACUGUCUCUGACAUCAAAGUACUCAAAGGCAGUGCUGUACCAUCUUGAAGCCAUCAUAAACCAGUCACUCUACCAAGACUUUGAGAACUGUGUGUUCCAGAAGAACGGCACGGCCAAGCUCUUAGACCCUCAUCAAGAUCGCCAAGCACGGUUUUCAUCCUUUGUCGCAUUGAGAAACCUAAGCUGGAAUGAGGUACUGAGGAAAGGGACCAAGUACUACAGUGAAGAGUUCAGCAAGUUCUGUGAUCAGAAGAUGAGUUGCAUCAUUUCAACUCUGAAUUGGACGAGGCCAUGGCCUGAGCAGCUCCUCCAAUCCUUCUUUGUUUCAGCCAAAUGCAUAUGGUUGCUUCAUUUGCUUGCUUUUUCAUUCAACCCCCCUCUGGGAAUCCUCAGAGUUGAAGAAAACAGAAGCUUUGAUCCUCAUUACAUGGAAGAUAUGUUCAUGGAUAGGCAGAGAUCACAGGGUCCGAGCCGGGUUAAGAUCAUGGUGAUGCCUGGUUUCUAUGUUCAAGACAGGGUUCUAAGGUGUAAGGUUCUAUGCAGAUACAAAUCUGUAGCCUAAUUUAAAGAUUUUCUUCUCCCAAGAAAAUUUCAACUUAACAAGCUUGUAACUUUCAAAUCUAUGUCAACAUAUGGUUCAAUGGGGGGUUUCAUCCAUUGAUAACUGAAUAUCAGAUUCUAUCACUUCGUUCAGGAUUUCAGUAA